AUGACACCUCCCAUUCCGAGCAAUGCCAACGGCACACAAUUCACACAACCAGCCGAGUGCUACAACUCGCGCGAUGCCGUGCCCGCCACCAUGCCCUCCAAUAUCGAAUAUUAUAAUCAGGUCCCGCUGUACCAGACAAAAAGCCCACACAGAGAUAUGAAGGCUGUUUUGCAGUCUUGCUGUUCGAAUGGGGUGUGGAUUUAUGAGGAUCCGGAUCCUUGUACGGCUAUCUGUGAUUCGACUUCUUCUGCUGAGACGAAGAAAGUCAUGUACUGCUUGAAUGCUCAGAUGGUUGUACACGGAACAAAAACGGAGAAGAAUUCUGGGGCAGUGAGGCGUCCGGCGAUGGGCUGGGUGUCUUUGAUGGUUGGGGGAUUGCUUUUGUCGGGGAUGUUUAUUUGA
Molecule: messenger RNA, 402 nt
Organism: Penicillium samsonianum
Lineage: Eukaryota; Fungi; Ascomycota; Eurotiomycetes; Eurotiales; Aspergillaceae
Exons: 1
Coding region: 1-402 (133 amino acids)
Source: RefSeq, a predicted model, not a curated record